This is a messenger RNA of Aspergillus aculeatinus CBS 121060, 597 nucleotides long. RefSeq lists its product as uncharacterized. Bases 167 to 475 code for a protein of 102 amino acids. The transcript has a single exon. The record is from RefSeq and is a predicted model, not a curated record. Lineage: Eukaryota; Fungi; Ascomycota; Eurotiomycetes; Eurotiales; Aspergillaceae.
UAUACCCCCAAAAACCAAACCCCGCCAACAACCGGGGCCCGGAAAUACUCGAACCAGUAAACCCGGCAGUGCCCACUUACUUAUACCCAGAAACCCGCGAGCUGGACCUCAGCUUAGUAACUAUGAGUAACAUUAUCUCCCCGCCCAGUUUCCCGCAUCUUAAAAGAUGUACCUACCGUACCGUCUACACUCCCCAAAGCAACACCCACCACCACACCACCCCCUACAGAAAGCAUCUCUAAAACCAACCCAACACCCCCAAUCUAGACCCCUCCAAUUCAGCCACAACCCCGAAGCACAGCGCAGCGCAGCGCAUUGCAUCGCCCCCGAGACGAACGCAGAGCAGAUCAUCUGCAGCCAGCCAUCCAGCCAUCCAGCCAACACUGACCUACCUGUCAGGCCACUAGCCAUUCAACCAGCCAGCCAUCCAGCCAGCCAGUCCACCCGCAAAGCGGGAAGACCAAGGCAGGUCUAGACGCCGAUCCUGGCUGCAUAAGCGACACACCACCCUUCUGCGGAAGAUAACACAUACCAUGUACAGCAAUAAGACGUAAGGAAAAGGAUGAUCUGAGCGCCACCGGCCGCCACAAGUCGAUG